GCAGUUCGCACGAGUUGGAAGCGAAGCCUUUCAAAAUGGCAGAUGAUUUGGACUUCGAGACAGGAGAUGCAGGGGCCUCAGCCACUUUCCCAAUGCAGUGCUCAGCAUUGCGGAAGAAUGGCUUUGUGGUACUCAAAGGCAGGCCAUGUAAGAUCGUCGAAAUGUCUACUUUCAAGACUGGCAAGCAUGGCCACGCCAAGGUUCACCUGGCGGGUAUUGACAUCUUUACUGGGAAUAAAGACGAAGAUAUCUGCCCCUCGACUCAUAAUAUGGAUGUUCCCAACAUCAAAAGGAAUGACUUCCAGCUGAUUGGCGUUCAGGAUGGAUACCUAUCCCUGCUCCAGGACAGUGGAGAGGUUCGGGAGGACCUUCGUCUGCCUGAGGGUGACCUCGGCAAGGAGAUUGAGCAGAAGUAUGACUGUGGAGAAGAGAUCCUGGUGAUGCCACUGAGUGCACUAACUCAGAGCAAGUUCCUCAAGGCUCACCGAAUGGGGAAAAUGCAUACAACAUAUGCUCCUUCAAAUCAGGAAUUAAGAAUUUUCUUAUAG
Echinops telfairi (small Madagascar hedgehog) is the source of this 548-nucleotide messenger RNA. Its product is annotated as eukaryotic translation initiation factor 5A-1-like. Gene Ontology annotation, molecular function: translation elongation factor activity; RNA binding; ribosome binding. The coding region runs from base 36 to 548 and encodes 170 amino acids. Gene Ontology annotation, biological process: positive regulation of translational termination; positive regulation of translational elongation. The transcript has 2 exons. Lineage: Eukaryota; Metazoa; Chordata; Mammalia; Afrosoricida; Tenrecidae. The record is from RefSeq and is a predicted model, not a curated record.